AUGGACUUAGUGACGGACUCAGCUAACUCUCAGAGGGUGAAUGUGCUUAAAACCCGUCGGACGUUCUGUAAGAAGUAUGACAAGCACCAGCCCCACAAAGUGACCCAGUACAAGAAGGGCAAGGAUUCUCUGUAUGCCCAGGGAAAGCGGCGUUAUGACAGCAAGCAGAGUGGCUACGGUGGGCACUCUAAGUCGAUUUUCUGGAAAAAGGCUACAACUACAAAGAAAAUUAUUGUGCUAAGGCUUGAGUGCAUUGAGCCCAACUGCAGAUCUGAGAGAAUGCUGGCUACUAAAAGAUGCAAGCAUUUUGAACUGGGAGGAGAUAAGACAAGAAAGGGCCAAGUGAUCCAAUUCUAAGUGUCAUCUUUUAUUAUGAAGACAGUAAAAUCUUCAGUUUAUGUUC
This is a messenger RNA of Chlorocebus sabaeus (green monkey), 403 nucleotides long. The record is from RefSeq and is a predicted model, not a curated record. NCBI's taxonomy places the organism in Eukaryota, Metazoa, Chordata, Mammalia, Primates, Cercopithecidae.